UAUCUUGUGGGUUUUCUCAAUUGACUUUUUAUGGUUUUAGCCCAUUUUUGUUUUAAACUUUACCAUGAAGAUCAAAGCUUUUAGAGCAGAGAUUCAUGAUAAAAAUUCUCAGAUGAGGAAACCAGUCCAGUUGAAAUAGAAAAUAAUUUUCCUUAUCCUCAGAGUUGUCUGGGUUUAUGGGAAGUCUCCUCCUUCUGUGGCUGCUGGUUAUCCUGCAAAAACAGGAACCAAAUUUUCUUAUCAUUUGAUGUUCCCACUGUUUAUGCAAAAUACAGAAUAAAUAUUUGUGUGAUCCUUUUACCAAGAUCUGCUUCCCAAAACAGAACGAAUAUUUUCUUCAAAAGAUCUGCUUAUGAUCGCCUGAUACUCUGACAUUUAAUCCUGUAAAUUAUCCAUCAACACAUCUGACAGGUUCUCCUUGAUGUAUGUCCAACAAGACAUAAUACCCAUCAUAAUUUCUCUACAGCUUCUUCUCCUUUGACCAUUGUCAGUGGCAAAAUUGACUGUAACAGUCAAUUACAUGAUAUAGCAAAUGUCUUCUCAUCAAAUCUGAAGAUCCUGCUCCAAUUGUUUCAGAAAGGAACUUCCUUUCUAAAAGAAGAGAUUAUUGGAGCAUUGUAAAAGUCUCUUGACGAAUUUCAGCCUGGCAAACAUGAAUGCUACAGAAGAGUAUUUGGACUCUAAUACUACCAAAGGUUUCGGCGAAUACCAAAUUAGGCCCAGCUAUUAUGAAAAAAUCAUUUUCUCAGUCGUAUUCCUCAUCUGCUGUAUUGGAGUCCCCUUAAACGGAAUUGUUAUCUGGUUUCUUGGCUUCCAAAUUAAGAGAAACCCUUUCACCAUAUUGAUUCUUAAUUUAGCUAUUGCCGACUUUGGAUUUCUCAUAUCAAUGACUCUAAAUUGCAUUCGACAUUUUAUACAUGGUACAAAGCCAGGAAUUUUCUGGAAAAUCCUUUCUCCUUUCUUCAUUAUUACCUAUAUCAACGGUCUAUUUCUUCUGACGGCCAUCAGCAUUGACCGAUGUGUGGCUGUCCUCUUCCCAAUCUGGCAUCACUGUUCCCGGCCAAAAUAUUUGUCCUCUGCUGUCUGUGUUUCCCUCUGGAUCUUUUCUUUUCUCCUUGGAAUAAAUAACAUUAUAUCAUGUUUGUUUUCAUAUAACGCCACCUGGGAUCUCCAUUUGAUUGUGACUGCUGUGCUUUGCCUUCCACUGAUCACAAUUUCUACCGUGAUCCUGAUCAUCAAAAUAUGUCUUAAAGCCGAACAGAUCAAACGUAGAAGACUCUUAAUGAUGAUCUUAAUUACUCUUCUCUGUUUCCUUAUUCUUUCUCUUCCUUUAUAUAUCUACGUGUUCAUUACUCUUUUUCCUAACAAGAAUGAUUUGUUUGAUGUUAAUGGACUGGUUUGCUACUUAGAUCUGGGUGCUUCCCUAAACAGCAGCAUUAACCCGGUGAUCUAUUUCCUGGUUGGGAAAAAGAAACGAGCUCGGACCAGGGAGAGCAUCAAAGUCAUUUUUCAAAGAGUCUUCAGAGAAGAGGAAGCUCCUGAGAUCUGAUAAAAGCGUAUCAAGACAAUUUCAAACCCUCUGUAAAUGCAAUAUUUUAUCUUUUCUUUAGAGCUGGAUACCUUUUAUGCAUACAAAACUGUAUUUAUUAUUUUUUUGCUGCAGAA
Molecule: messenger RNA, 1665 nt
Organism: Ahaetulla prasina
Lineage: Eukaryota; Metazoa; Chordata; Lepidosauria; Squamata; Colubridae
Product: mas-related G-protein coupled receptor member H-like
Exons: 2
Coding region: 653-1549 (298 amino acids)
Biological process (GO): G protein-coupled receptor signaling pathway
Cellular component (GO): membrane
Molecular function (GO): G protein-coupled receptor activity
Source: RefSeq, a predicted model, not a curated record